Molecule: messenger RNA, 2129 nt
Organism: Poecilia reticulata (guppy)
Lineage: Eukaryota; Metazoa; Chordata; Actinopteri; Cyprinodontiformes; Poeciliidae
Product: thyroxine 5-deiodinase-like
Biological process (GO): thyroid hormone metabolic process
Molecular function (GO): thyroxine 5'-deiodinase activity
Source: RefSeq, a predicted model, not a curated record
UUUUAUUUUAUUUUUAUUUUUUUUUGCUGUUGUUGUUUGUUUGUUUUUCUCAAAAUGUAGUUCCCUGCAUUUAAGUUGACCGGAAAACCACCAGUUUUGCUACCUCUCCCGCUUCUCGCUGAAAGUGUCCGUGGGGUUCUCGCUGCUUUCUGAAAACACGGGGCCUCUUGUCUUGUGUCACUGCAGCGCCGUCUGGCGGCCGCUGGCUGGCAUCGUGACAAAGUCAUUCUAGUUUCCCGGCGGAUGAGACAAAUGUUUUCCCGACUUGCAGGCAGGACCUGCAGUGUGUGCGCGGGAACUGAACGCGUGGGUUCACUCCCACCAUUCCACGGAAACAAUAAACCCGAUGCGGGGAAACGGCCCACUCAGUUGCACGUUCUCACAAGGAGUGUCAUGUUUAACAGGCAUCUGGACUGACAGCCAUCCAGGCUGCCCUCGGCACUCACCCUCCCACUCCGUCACUCGUCUCCUCUCCUCACUCCCCACCUCUGUGUUUCUGAAGCCCAGAGUUGACGGGAGGUAAUCCCCUCCAUGUGAGUGGGCGGUGCGGGUACCGGAGGCGUGUUUUGUUUCUUUUUUUUUUCUUCUAUUAUUCAAAUGCUGCUGUACCUAUAAAAAGAGGUCCUGCCUGCGUCAGAUUGUUUUCUCCAAUGGCUAAAGGUGACUGAAUAUUAGUUGCCUCGGUGUCGUCCUAUCGGCAAGGGAAGAGAUGAUGGACGACUCCGGCGGUGUCCAAAUGGCGAGGGCGCUGAAACACGCAGCCCUGUGCCUGAUGCUGCUGCCCCGGUUCCUGCUGGCCGCCGUCAUGCUGUGGCUCCUGGAUUUCCUGUGCAUCAGGAGAAAAGUGCUGCUGAAAAUGGGCGAGCGCCAGGACAGCCCGGACGACCCGCCGGUGUGCGUCUCCGACUCCAACAAGAUGUUCACCUGGGAGUCCCUCAGGGCCGUGUGGCACGGCCAGAAGCUGGACUUUCUCAAAUCGGCGCACCUCGGGGAGGCUGCUCCCAACACCGAGGUGGUGCUGGUCCAGGAGCGGCGGCAGGUCCGGAUCCUGGACUGCACGAAAGGGAAGAGACCGCUCGUCCUCAACUUUGGCAGCUGCUCCUGACCGCCGUUCAUGACGCGCCUAGCGGCGUUCCAGCGCGUCGUCAGGCAGUACGCGGACAUCGCGGACUUCUUAGUUGUGUACAUCGAGGAGGCGCACCCGUCGGACGGCUGGGUGAGCUCCGACGCGCCCUACCAGAUCCCCAAGCACCGCUGCCUGGAGGACCGGCUGAGAGCCGCGCAGCUGAUGUUCACCGAGGUGCCAGAGAGCAACGUGGUGGUGGACAACAUGGACAACUCGUCCAACGCCGCUUACGGAGCCUACUUUGAGAGACUUUACAUCGUGAUGGAUGAGCGGGUUGUGUACCAGGGUGGGAGGGGUCCGGAAGGCUACCGGAUCUCGGAACUGAAGAACUGGCUGGAGCAAUACAGAAAAGAGGUGAUGGAGCCCCAGAAGGAGGUGCUGUGUGUGUAGCCGAACCUGCCCUGCUGCUCUGCCCUCCGCUUUAGUGUCCAAACCCACAGUGCAAAAUAUCCAGAUGCUGCUAUCAAACGUUCACACAUGGCACAUUAUAUAUAUGAAUAUUAUAUAUGUUGUUUCUCUUGCAUUAAGAUGUUCAGGACUGACAGAUAGAGGUUCAGUUUAAGUUGACACCUUUAGCCUAUAGAUUGUAGGCUGUUAAACUGUGUUGUCAUGACUUUAAAUUGAUUCCUCAUAGCGAUUUUUUUUUCUUCUUCUUUUUUUUGUAUGGAAAAAAGUAUUUGAAUCAAUUGAAGCUGGGUUCAGUUGGUGACCACUAUUUUUCUAUUGUGUGUGUGUGUGUGUGUGUGUGUGUGUGUGUGUGUGUGUGUGUGUGUGUGUGUGUGUGUGUGUGUGUGUGUGUGUGUGAAGGAGCGUGCAUUCAGCUUAAUAUCUCACUCUGGCGUCUGUGUGAAGUUCGGUUUUUAAAAGGCGCAUCCAGAAAACCGACACUGAUGUUCCUGACACUGGAAGCAGAGCAAUAUUAGCUGGAUGCUCGCUCCCUCAGUGGUUCACUGCCAAACGAUGUGAUGUUGAAAACGAUGUAACUGAAAAAUAUGUUGUUUUU